GGGAAAUUCCAGCAGGCGGCAGCCAACUAGCUACACAGCUCAAUGUUUGGUCGUGGCUUGGGAUUCACCAUGGCAACUGAAGAGGCCAUCAUCCGCAUCCCCCCAUACCACUAUAUCCAUGUGCUGGACCAAAACAGCAAUGUGUCCCGUGUGGAGGUUGGACCAAAGACAUACAUCCGGCAGGACAAUGAGAGGGUACUGUUUGCCCCAGUGCGCAUGGUGACAGUUCCCCCACGCCACUACUGCAUAGUGGCCAACCCUGUGUCCCGGGACGCCCAGAACUUGGUGCUGUUUGAUACCACAGGGCAGGUUCGACUUCGCCAUGCUGACCAGGAGAUCCGACUGGCCCAGGACCCCUUUCCUCUGUACCCAGGGGAAGUGCUGGAAAAGGACAUCACCCCGCUGCAGGUGGUGCUGCCCAACACUGCCCUGCAUCUUAAGGCCUUGCUGGACUUUGAGGAUGAGAAUGGAGACAAGAUCAUGGCGGGCGAUGAGUGGCUGUUUGAGGGGCCUGGCACCUACAUCCCCCAGAAGGAAGUGGAGGUCAUGGAAAUCAUUCAGGCCACGGUCAUCAAACAGAACCAGGCAUUGCGGCUACGGGCCCGGAAGGAAUGCUUUGACAGGGAAGGCAAGCAGAGGGUGACAGGUGAAGAGUGGCUGGUCAGGUCUGUGGGUGCUUACCUCCCAGCUGUGUUCGAAGAGGUGCUGGAUCUGGUGGACGCUGUGAUCCUUACAGAGAAGACAGCCCUGCACCUCCGGGCCCGGCAGAACUUCAGGGACCUUCGGGGAGUGGCCCACCGCACUGGGGAGGAGUGGUUAGUGACAGUCCAGGACACAGAAGCCCACGUACCAGAUGUCCAUGAGGAGGUGCUGGGGGUCGUACCCAUCACCACUCUGGGACCUCGACAUUACUGUGUCAUCCUUGACCCAAUGGGACCAGAUGGCAAGAACCAGCUGGGACAGAAGCGUGUUGUCAAGGGAGAGAAGUCCUUUUUCCUCCAGCCAGGGGAGAGGCUGGAAAGAGGCAUCCAGGAUGUGUAUGUGCUGUCAGAGCAACAGGGGCUGCUGCUGAGGGCACUGCAGCCCCUGGAGGAGGGGGAGAACGAGGAGAAGGUCUCCCACCAAGCCGGAGACCGCUGGCUCAUCCGUGGGCCCCUGGAGUAUGUGCCCUCUGCGAAAGUGGAGGUGGUGGAGGAGCGCCAGGCCAUCCCUCUGGACCUAAAUGAGGGCAUCUAUGUGCAAGAUGUCAAGACCGGGAAGGUGCGGGCUGUGAUUGGAAGCACCUACAUGCUGACCCAGGAUGAAGUCCUAUGGGAAAAGGAGCUGCCUCCCGGGGUGGAGGAGCUGCUGAACUUGGGGCAUGACCCAUUGGCAGACAGGGGUCAGAAGGCCACAGGCAAGACCCUUCAGCCCUCCGCUCCAAGGAACAAGACCCGAGUGGUCAGCUACCGUGUCCCACACAAUGCAGCCGUGCAGGUGUACGACUACAGAGCCAAGAGAGCCCGCGUGGUCUUUGGGCCUGAGCUGGUGUCACUGGAUCCCGAGGAGCAGUUCACAGUGUUGUCCCUGUCUGCCGGGCGGCCCAAGCGUCCCCACGCUCGCCGCGCUCUCUGCUUGCUGCUGGGACCCGACUUCUUCACUGACGUCAUCACCAUUGAGACUGCGGAUCACGCCCGGCUGCAGCUGCAACUUGCUUACAACUGGCACUUUGAGCUGAAGGACCGGAAUGACCCUGUAGAGACAGCGAAGCUUUUCUCCGUGCCUGACUUUGUGGGUGACGCGUGCAAGGCCAUUGCAUCCCGAGUCCGAGGGGCUGUAGCUUCUGUCACCUUUGAUGACUUCCACAAGAACUCAGCUCGAAUCAUUCGCAUGGCUGUUUUUGGCUUCGAGACAUCCGAAGACACGGGUCCUGAUGGCACCCUCCUGCCCCGCGCUCGUGACCGGGCGGUCUUUCCCCAGAACGGGCUGGUGGUCAGCAGUGUGGAUGUGCAGUCUGUGGAGCCAGUGGACCAGAGGACGCGGGACGCCCUUCAGCGCAGUGUCCAGCUGGCCAUUGAAAUCACCACCAACUCCCAGGAGGCAGCAGCCAAGCAUGAGGCUCAGAGACUGGAGCAGGAAGCCCGUGGCCGGCUUGAGAGGCAGAAGAUCCUGGACCAGUCAGAAGCUGAAAAAGCCCGCAAGGAACUCUUGGAGCUUGAGGCUAUGAGCAUGGCUGUGGAAAGCACGGGAAAUGCCAAGGCAGAGGCCGAGUCCCGUGCGGAGGCUGCCCGGAUCGAAGGAGAAGGUUCUGUGCUGCAGGCCAAGCUAAAGGCAGAGGCGUUAGCCAUUGAGACGGAAGCUGAGCUCGAGCGAGUAAAGAAAGUGCGAGAGCUGGAACUGGUCUACGCCCGGGCCCAGCUGGAGCUGGAAGUGAGCAAAGCGCAGCAGCUGGCAGAUGUGGAGGCAAAGAAAUUCAAGGAGAUGACGGCGGCUCUGGGCCCCAGCACCAUCAAGGACCUGGCUGUGGCUGGGCCAGAGAUGCAGGUGAAACUUCUUCAGUCCCUGGGCCUGAAAUCCACUCUCAUCACAGACGGCUCUUCUCCCAUCAACCUCUUCAACACAGCCUUCGGGAUGCUGGGGCUGGGGUCUGAUGGUCAGCCGCCAGCGCAAAAGUAACGUGGCAUGCAGGCCCAGCCUGGAGAAGGCUGCUCCUUGUCAGGCCCUCCUGCUCCAGGCUCUUUGAAGCAGCCACACUGUGCCUUAAGGUCAACACUAACUGUCCCGACAAUGGAUAAAAUAAAAUGAUCAUUUUGGAAAUUUUUUUUCUGUCACCUCUAGCCUGGGCGACAAGGGAGCUCACUGGCCAAGAGAAGAUGCCCCUCAAAUCUUGAUAUAAUUACUGGAGACUGUGCUGUUCUCCGAGGAAACGGGGAAAACUAGCCUGGAGUUACAAUGUUAAGGAUGCAACCCAAAGCCUUCCAAGCCUGUUGUCCACAGGCUGUAGACCACGGCUUUCUAGAACCCAGGGAGGGGAGGGUGGUGCUGUAGGAGAAUUCUGUCGGAGCAGGACAAACUGGGACCACUCCUGCAGUGGUCCUUCCCCGAAUCCUGGCCAUUCACUGAGUCUCCCUCGGGCUGCAGAGCCUGCCCAGCCUGCCCAGCCUGCCCCUGGAGACUCUCCUUUGGCGCCACCUGCCGGCCUCACCUUAUAGCGUCUGUAGCGCCUGCAGAUGUGCCAAGCUGCACCAGGCACCCGUGUACUUGUUCCCGCCCAGAUACGGCUAUUAGAUUGGGGAAGAGGACCCCGCUUGGGACAGCAGGGUCUAGAGCACACUCUGAAACCCCUGGUCUUGGCUCUUAAGGAGCGUUAGGGUGCCCUCUUUCCUAUCUGUCCCCCAAACUUUAUCCCAAACUUGUGAAGGGCUUUAAUU
Molecule: messenger RNA, 3410 nt
Organism: Microtus ochrogaster (prairie vole)
Lineage: Eukaryota; Metazoa; Chordata; Mammalia; Rodentia; Cricetidae
Gene: Mvp
Product: major vault protein
Cellular component (GO): cytoplasm; nucleus
Source: RefSeq, a predicted model, not a curated record